AUAUGCGUGUGUCCAUGGAAAGAGUGACCGUCCAGCCUAACUCGGAGACAGCAAGACAGCAGCUUGCUCUGCUCCAACCAUCAGCAGCAGCAGCAGCAGCAGCAGCAGCAGCAGCAGCAGCAGCAGCAGCAGCAGCAGCAGCAGCAGCAGCAGCAGCAGCAGCAGCAGCAGCAGCAGCAGCAGCAGCAGCAGCAGCAGCAGCAGCAGCAGCACAGCAGCAGCAGCAGCAGCAGCAGCAGCAGCAGCAGCAGCAGCAGCAGCAGCAGCAGCAGCAGCAGCAGCAGCAGCAGCAGCAGCAGCAGCAGCAGCAGCAGCAGCAGCAGCAGCAGCAGCAGCAGCAGCAGCAGCAGCAGCAGCAGCAGCAGCAGCAGCAGCAGCAGCAGCAGCAGCAGCAGCAGCAGCAGCAGCAGCAGCAGCAGCAGCAGCAGCAGCAGCAGCAGCAGCAGCAGCAGCAGCAGCAGCAGCAGCAGCAGCAGCAGCAGCAGCAGCAGCAGCAGCAGCAGCAGCAGCAGCAGCAGCAGCAGCAGCAGCAGCAGCAGCAGCAGCAGCAGCAGCAGCAGCAGCAGCAGCAGCAGCAGCAGCAGCAGCAGCAGCAGCAGCAGCAAGCAGCAGCAGCAGCAGCAGCAGCAGCAGCAGCCAGCAGCAGCAGCAGCAGCAGCAGCAGCAGCAGCAGCAGCAGCAGCAGCAGCAGCAGCAGCAGCAGCAGCAGCAGCAGCAGCAGCAGCAGCAGCAGCAGCAGCAGCAGCAGCAGCAGCAGCAGCAGCAGCAGCACCAGCCUCAGAACCACGACCACUAGCACCAGGUCCAACCAGCAGCAACAGCGGCGGCGAUGGGGCUACUGGCGGACGUGUUGCAGCACCCGGGCGACCUGCUGCCUCUGCUGCGCGUGCACAAGCUCGCCAAGAUCAUGGCCAUGGCAACUCUUACCCUCUGCUACAACAACAUCCAGGUCUUUCAACGAGAGGUCAAGCCCAGACUUGGCCUGGCUGCGCGGGUGAUGGACCAGACAUGGAGCAUGGCGGAUGUGCGCUCGUUCUAUCACGGCUUUGCGUUGGA
This is a messenger RNA of Closterium sp. NIES-67, 1056 nucleotides long. The record is from the annotation of a GenBank genome assembly. Lineage: Eukaryota; Viridiplantae; Streptophyta; Zygnematophyceae; Desmidiales; Closteriaceae.